UCUAUCACCCCUGCUCAGGACCUAAAUUCGGGGCGUCUCCUGAGGCUGCCACUUGACUGCUUGCCUGCAUCCAGCUUAGCACAGAGGAUACACACACCCUGAGGAGUGUGGGUGAGACAGACACAGCACUGCUGGACUUGAAGACAAGCAGAUGGCGCUUCUUCCGACCAAUAAGGACCUCAUUUCUAUGGGCCUGAAGGAAUUCAACGUUCUGCUGAAUCAGCAGGUCUUCAGCGACCCUCUUCUAUCCCAGGAGGCCAUGCAGACCGUGCUGGAUGACUGGGUGAACCUCUACGUCAACUACUACAGGCAGCAGAUGACCGGGGAGCAGCAAGAGCUGGACAAGGCUCUGGAGGAGCUUCGGCUAGAGCUGAAUGGCCUGGCCAAACCCUUCCUGAACAAAUACAGCGUCUUCCUGAAGUCCCGAGAGCACCCAGAUCACCAGCUGCCUUCCUCCUAGCCCAAGACCCAGGCCUGCCUGGGGCUCAGAAACCCUUCUGUUCUGGCUCGCGUGCUUCGCGAAGGCGCAAUAAAACCCGAUACUGGUUUUGCUGGA
Messenger RNA from Oryctolagus cuniculus (rabbit), 556 nucleotides. RefSeq names its product alpha hemoglobin stabilizing protein (gene AHSP). Lineage: Eukaryota; Metazoa; Chordata; Mammalia; Lagomorpha; Leporidae. Gene Ontology annotation, molecular function: hemoglobin binding. Gene Ontology annotation, cellular component: cytoplasm. Gene Ontology annotation, biological process: protein folding; protein stabilization; erythrocyte differentiation. The record is from RefSeq and is a predicted model, not a curated record.